Daktulosphaira vitifoliae (grape phylloxera) is the source of this 1324-nucleotide messenger RNA. RefSeq lists its product as uncharacterized. NCBI's taxonomy places the organism in Eukaryota, Metazoa, Arthropoda, Insecta, Hemiptera, Phylloxeridae. The transcript is spliced from 4 exons. The record is from RefSeq and is a predicted model, not a curated record. The annotation marks the transcript as partial.
AUUAUAUAUUAUUAUUUAAGUAAUUAUAUGUUUACAAUUUUUUUUUAGGUAUAAAUGGUACUCAAAAUUUUAAGAAUAUGCCGUGGUGUGCAGUAGAGGGUUGUAGAAAUAAUUUAAAAGCCACAAAGAGAGCAGGUAAAAAUGUAUCAUAUCAUAUUUUCCCCAAGAAUCCUCAAAGGCGUAAUGCUUGGUUACAAGUCAUUAAGAGAACAACAAAAUUUAAUGUGAAUUCUUCUUAUGUUUGUUCUGAGCAUUUUGUUCCUGAUGAUUUUGAGUGUAAUAGUUUAAAAGAAGAAUUACUAAACAUUAAAAUUAAAAAACAACUUAAGAAAACUGCCAUUCCAUCAAUAAAUAUUAAUUAUUCAACACCAAAACUCGUAACCAUUGAUAAUGAAAACUCCACUUUUUUAGUUGAUAAAUCAAAGAAUGAUAUUUUUAUGUCUGAGACUAUUUCUGAUAUCUAUAAUGUGAAGUGUUGUGUAUCUAACUGUAAUAGUAUUUAUGAUGCUGAGGUACUAGAAUAUAAUGAAAAUAUUUUGUUCCAUAGUUUUCCCAAUGAGACUGAAGUUUCAGAAAAAUGGUUAUCUUUUUGCAAUCUUCCUAAACAAUUUUUAUUAGAUAAUCCGAAUGCUAAAAUAUGCUCAAAGCACUUUGAAACUAAUGAUUAUUCAGACAACAAUAGUGAAUUGAUAUAUCCAGCGAACAGAUUAUUGAAAAAGUUUGCUAUUCCUUCUUUAGUAAAUGAAAAACAAAAAUCUGUCAGUACAAAAAAUGAACAAGAUUUGAGAUUGGAAAGAAAAAAAAUUGUUGAUAAACUUUUGGCUGACUAUGAUGAACAAAAAAAUAUAACUAAAAUAGAUAACAGUUUAUAUUCUAAAUAUGCAGACUACUUUUCAACUAAUAUCAUCCCUAAUGCUAAGCUUGGUGAUAAAUUAAAAUUAAUAAAAGCUAAAGAUCAAUCAGGAACUUGUUAUACUUCCUGUAGAAAAAGAAAAAAGUUCAAGGAACCUAUCAAUAUUAAUUUAACCAAUACACAACUUCCUAAUGUUGUUAUUCAGAGUCCUAAAUUAAAUAAUGAACAUGUUAUUCAUGUAUCAACUGUUCAAGGAGGACUUAUGCUACAAGCAAUACCUCAACCUGAACCAGUCAUAAAACAAGCUAAAAUAUCACAUCAACUUGAAAAAGAUUUGCCAGAAUUAGAGGAAGAAAUUAUUAUUGUAACAGAAGAUGAAGCUAAUAGAGUGGAUCUAUCUUCAUAUUCCCAACUGCACAAAGAAAACAGUGCUGAAGUAGUUAUAGUUACCGAUUUAAAAGACACAGAUAA